Messenger RNA from Cicer arietinum (chickpea), 1250 nucleotides. RefSeq lists its product as uncharacterized. Gene Ontology annotation, cellular component: chloroplast. Lineage: Eukaryota; Viridiplantae; Streptophyta; Magnoliopsida; Fabales; Fabaceae. The record is from RefSeq and is a predicted model, not a curated record.
CUAAAGACAAAAAGAAAAACACAUUUUUAUAUCCAUAUCCAUAUCACUGAAGAAAAAACUCAGCAAAAUGCAGACACUGCCGCAUUGGCCUUGUUCCUGAACUCAACUGCCCGGAAAACGCAGCCGGAGUUGCUCGUCGGCCACCUGAAAACAGUGACAAAGGUUAGCUAAAUCUGAUUGACAGAAAUGAAUAGUGCUCAAGUUACAGCAUUCCAGUUUGGGAUUUGUUUGAAAAAUAUAGUUCGGAAUGAUUAUACAUCAUGUGUUUUACCACCAAUGAGUAUCAAUGCUUGCCAUCGGAUUCAGAUCAUUAGCACAAGAGAUAAACCAUCAUUUCACCCCCUUUUGAAAUGUCGGAAACCUCUUCUUGUUUGCUCCGCCGGUGGAAAAGGAAUGAUGGAAAAUAAUGACGAGAAUUCCCCAUGGAAAUCUAUUACAAAUGCUACGGAAAAAUUUAAGGGGCAAUCAAUAGAAGAUGUAUUACGAAAGCAAAUCCAAAAAGGUGAAUAUUUUGACAAUGGUGGAAGUGGAGUAAGGCCACCAGGGGGAGGCGACAGUGGGGGCGGCGGUGGCAGUCCCGAUGGCACUGCUGGACCUGAAGAUGAAAGUUUUCUUGAAGAUGAUACUCUCCAAUUGAUUUUUGCAAUGGGUGCCUUAAUAUGUCUGUAUAUCUAUCUCCUCAUAGGCAAGGAGAUUCUAAGGACAAUUGCAGACUAUUUAAGGUUUCUACUUGGCGGAGGUCGAUCUAUGCGACUGCAGAGUUUCAUGAGAAAACUGGGAAGAUGGUACAAGAGUAUGAAGAAGCGGACGAAAAAGACUGAUGAGUACUGGUUGGAGAAGACCAUUUUGAAUACUCCGACAUGGUAUUAUGAUCCUGAGGAUUUUCGUCAAGCUGUCAAGAAUUACUAUGCAUCAGAUGCAGAUGAAUAAUUUUUACUGAGUUUGUAGCAUCCUCUAGUGUUCCCCUUUUGUUUGUGUUCUUCCCUUGAGCACAAUGAUUCUUUCUCGACUCUGUAUCAUCCUGUUUUCAGUGUAUUGUCUUUCCUAGCAUUUGUUUUGCCCUCAGUUAUAUAGAAAAGACAGUUGUAAGGCUAUUUGUAUGAACUUGACCUGUUUCUCUAUUAACAAUUGUAGUACCAUUCUAAACCAAACAAGGGGUUGACCUAGUGUAGCAUAACAAAGUUUGUAAUUUAAAUGUAACUUUUUUUCAUAAAUAGUCAAUCCAUAACGAUAAAGCGAACACUUCUCUA